Rodentolepis nana is the source of this 3330-nucleotide messenger RNA. NCBI's taxonomy places the organism in Eukaryota, Metazoa, Platyhelminthes, Cestoda, Cyclophyllidea, Hymenolepididae. The record is from the annotation of a GenBank genome assembly.
AUGUCUUUUGCGUUGUUAAGAAGAGCGUUUACUUGGAAGAAAAGUAUUGACGAACAUCAGUUAGAUGAUUUUCUUAAGUGGUUUCACACAGAAGGAAUUAAUAACCCUGGCUUUAUUUCGAAAUUAUUUCGCAAAUACGCCCUACGACUAAUAGUAAUCAAGAAACCCAAUGAUGCCAUAAUCUUUGACUCAUCUUCGGGUAGAGAUUCUCGGUGGAUGCCAAGUUUUGGUACGGAAAAUAGAACUUCAACACUCGCAGACAUUGCUUUUGGUUCAUUCUCCUUAACGCCUCCAGCUAAUUUGAAAUCGACUGUCAAGUUACACGAUCUCAAAUCAAGCCGCCAGUUAAUAUUGACAUGUGUUCAUUAUCCUACACCUAAACGGGUUCGUACAUCAAACUCUGCAUGUUAUGUGCGAAAGCAGUCUGAAAUAACAUCCAGUGAUUUCUGGUCAAAUAGCUCUUUAAAGCAUUGUUCCGACGCCGCAAUAGCUGUCUGCGCCCUUGUGAAUAUUGAUUGGGCUCAUUCACUUGUUAAACCUGCUUUCAACUCAACCACCUUCGCUACCAAAGCAACUCUACCCGAUGAGCUAUCCCACAGAUUCUACAUGCUCUUUUUUGAGCACUUUCUUCAGAUUAGUGUAUCUUUUCAAACCCUUUCUGAAGUUAUAAGGCGGGCACUUACGACAACAAAUAUCCUCCAGGGGCCCAAUGAUGGAAUUAAUGAGACUAUUAAUCGUGCAUUUAUGAACUUUCAACGUACUUUCAGAGAUCUUUGCAUUCCUAGACUCUCACGCCCUGUUUGGUCUAGUCUUUCCCUCGCCUACGUUGCCCAGUCAAACUCUCCCACUGGAUUAAAACUUCUGCCUGAUAACUCUUAUCAAAAAUAUCCCCUCAAUAUCACUUCUUUCCCAGGGCAAUAUGAACAGUUAUCUAAUUCAUUUGUUAAAGGAUGUCUGUGCUCCCUCAUUUCUAAAAGCAUGUCCAAAGAUCGUGCCCCAUUCCUAGCACAGCUGGUAACUGGUAUCUUGAUGCAACACCGGGGAUGGAUAUCAACGGUCUUACCAAAGUCUCAAAAUUUCUCUGCGAAUAUGUGUUCUCACGAAUCCUUGAGUGAAGGGAAUAUCUAUGAUUCGCCAUAUGGUAGUGGAGUGGAUAACACACUGUUGUUUCAACAACUUGUACAGUCUGGUUGCGACAUGAGUCGUCACACCUGUACCCAAAACUCCAUCCUGAAUGUAUGUGGUACUGCCCUGGCAACCACAGUCAUCUAUGACAACGCAAGUGGAAGUGGUCUUCAGAGUCAACAACACAGAGACCGCCUAUUAGCUCUUCUUUAUCUCAGUUCCUACUUCCUUAGAUCCCCAAAUCUCCUCUUACAGUCUAUUGAGGAUGUUCCAGAGAUGGCCAUGUCUGACAUGUAUGAAUUGGAACAGCGUAAACGGCAGUCACUCCAGCGGUGUCGUGGUAGUAGCGGUGGUCGGCGGAAGUCCAGUAGUCAAUUAAGUGCCUCUCUUUUGCUUGGCCAACGUGGUGGGGUUGUGGAUAUCUAUGAUUCGGGCAUUGCCUCACAGGAAGACCUCAGUGCAGCAAUGCUGCAUACUCUUCAACAAUACUCUGCCAGUGCGGGUUCAAGUCCCAGCCAUCCACCUGUGGGGGCAUCAUCCAUCUGCCUUCCUGGGCGACUCACCAAUGAGCAAUGUCGACUGGCCGAAGUGGCCGCACAGGCUCUCGUCUCACGGGAAUUUGCGGCCGCUGCUGCGGCUAUUGCUAACAAACAGCCAACUCAACAAAGCCAGAACCCACAGCAACAAUACAAUAAUCUCUCGUCUAAUUCAUCCUCCAUGUUCUCUGAGUCCGCCUCAACCACUUCCAAGCACUAUCGUGAACACACAUGGACAACGGGAAUGGCGGGGAGGAAUCGUAAGGUAAUCAACAGUCUCCUCAAUCCCUCCGCAUCUUCUUCUGUCAGUGGUGGUGGCGGUGAAAUGGUACCACCCUCUUCUGGAAGCAAUUCUCUCUACUCCCCUCUCACCCCUAGUCUUUCAACUGGUGUUCCUUGCUUCAGUGCCUCCCUAUCCUCGCCCUCUAGUGACCCCAAUGAUCUUACUGAAAUCCCUCUUCUUAUUGAGCGGACAUAUCUCGAUCGCUGGGACAAUUGUUGGUGCCUUGGGGAGGGCAUCGGUGGAGCCGUGCUGGAAAAUCAUUAUUGCAGUAAUAGGAAAACUUCUUCAGAUCCUACCAAUACCAAAGUUGAUCUUCCUUCUCCAGUGCCUGUUCGCUACGGCUCCUCCGUUGAACGCUACUCCUCCUUCGACAAAGAUGAAAGUGUGGAAGUUGGUACAGCCUGUAACACCGACAUGGAGUCUUUAGACGAUGGAACACCGAGUAGUCUUGGAGGUGGAACUGUUAACGACUGCUCAGAGCUUACUCUUCAUCCUCCUAUUGGUGCCUCGGUAUUUGAGCACUAUACAAGUGGACUUGCUCUCCAGGCGAUUACAGAAUCGCCCGCAUCAUUCCGACCAAGACUUGUUGAUGAUCUCACGUCGUGGUUGCGAUUUGCUCCUGCACUGCAUCGGCGUGGAAUCAGGCCUCCUCCUUCUCUUAGGGCGAGUUCGAGAAUGAGGGCUUCGGUGCAUACCGUUCAACAACAGAAUCCGAGGAACUCGUAUCGAUGUUCGGCUCUCUUGGUAAAUGCAGAUACAGGAUCUGUUGAAGUAAGUUAUUUAAAGAGUUCAAUAAUUAUAAGCAAUUUAACGAAUCGAACUAUUCCAUUGUCAUUCGAGCCCCUUUUUGUUAUGCCUUCAGAGUUAGAAAGCAAUCUUCUAACGUUGCGAAACAAAGAAGGUCUAAGUGCGCAACGACAAGCUCGAAGUGUCAAUCGAAGGUCCAGCAAUUCCGUAUCCUCUUCCAACCCCUCCACGCUGACGGCUUCCUCUUCACUGAAUUUUGUCAUUUCUCCCACGUCCUGUUCAUCCGCUGCUGGUAUUAGACCUCUUUCUGCUGCUGCAUCUAGCUCUACUGUGGUUGCUACGGACUCCUCAACUGACGAUGAGUACUCUGAAGCUCCCAGCACUGAAAAUAGAACUCUUGUGGCUGCUCCACUUGUUGUCAAACUCCUGGAGUCGGUGAAGUUGAUGUAUGACAAAUCCGGGGGCUGCUCCUCACUCGCACUUCAGCAUCUUGAAUCUGGGUUGCGGAAUAUUUGUGGUCUGGGGUGUAUGCUUGCUGACCUCUUGAUUCCAUCGAUUACAUCAAUGGAGAGUAAUGUAGUGGAUGCAGUGGAUGUGUUUAAAAAAGAUCCGGAACUUAUUGCGCGUGUCAUUGGGUGA